Molecule: messenger RNA, 1024 nt
Organism: Schizosaccharomyces japonicus yFS275
Lineage: Eukaryota; Fungi; Ascomycota; Schizosaccharomycetes; Schizosaccharomycetales; Schizosaccharomycetaceae
Product: dolichol-phosphate mannosyltransferase catalytic subunit Dpm1
Exons: 1
Coding region: 169-891 (240 amino acids)
Biological process (GO): protein maturation; glycolipid metabolic process; glycerophospholipid biosynthetic process
Cellular component (GO): endoplasmic reticulum
Molecular function (GO): dolichyl-phosphate beta-D-mannosyltransferase activity
Source: RefSeq, a predicted model, not a curated record
GAUGUUGAUCCGGGGUUUGCAGAUCUACCUCGGUCACUACAUGCCGAUCAUUUUGCCCCGUUGCCCUAAACUGGCUAAGUCUAGUCUCCACGUGUAACCUACGCUGGUAGGCGCUUCUCCUUCCUACCACGUAGCUUGCUCACCAAGACAAGUAAGGUCCAAGCGAAAAUGGCUGCUCAAACCGACAAGUACAGUAUCCUGUUGCCCACGUACAACGAGAGAAAGAAUCUCCCUAUCAUUACUUACUUGAUCGCCAAGACAUUCGAUCAACAAAAGUUGAACUGGGAAAUUGUCAUCGUUGACGAUGCUUCACCUGAUGGAACUCAAGACGUUGCUCGUGAACUGCAAAAGAUCUACGGAGAAGAUCACAUUCUGCUGAAGCCUCGUACCGGAAAGCUUGGUCUUGGUACUGCUUACGUUCACGGCCUGAAGUUCUGUACGGGAAACUUUGUCGUUAUUAUGGAUGCUGACUUUUCCCACCAUCCCAAGUACUUGCCAGAAUUCAUCAAGCUUCAGCGCGAACAGAACCUUGACAUUGUGCUCGGCACGCGUUAUGCCAAGAACGGUGGUGUGUACGGCUGGGAUUUGAAGAGAAAAUUCAUUUCUCGUGGUGCCAACUUGUUCGCUAAGGUCGUCUUGGCCCCCGGUGUGUCUGAUGUGACAGGCAGUUUCCGCUUGUAUAAGAAGGAGGUGAUUGACACUUUAAUGUCUGAGGUGAAGAGCAAGGGUUAUCAAUUCCAAAUGGAGAUCAUGGUCCGUGCUCGUGCUCACGGAUACAAGAUUGGUGAAGUUCCCAUUGCUUUUGUUGACAGAUUGUACGGUGAGAGCAAGCUCGGCAUGGAUGAUAUUCUCGGUUACGUCAAGGGUGUGCUCUCUUUACUCUUCAUUUAAAUGUCUGGCUACUAUUAGUUGCGUUUCCGCAGACACAUUCAUUGCAGAUAUAUAUUUGUAAAAUGGCCAAAUUCCCAUAGCUUCUUGAGUGAAAAUAAUAAUUAUUCAUGACUUACUCGCUCUUUUCGUCGGA